AUCGCAAAACGCCAAAUCUCCCGCGCAUUAUUUGAAUCAAGGGAGAUAACAGAAAUGUCCUCCAGCAAAAACCAAGCAGCAUCGGCAUCGACAAAUAUUCUAAACGGAGAAUCAUUAAAGCUAGCAAUUGCCAUCUCUCUUCUCCGAUCAAAGUUAUUGCAGCGUCAUCCUCCUCCUCCUUCACAGUCCGAUGAUGCUCUUAAAUGGAAACGAAAGGCGAAGGAGCGAAAGCAAGAGAUUAUCAAGCUCAAAGAAUAUCUCAAAGAAGCUGAAGAUGCUUCGCAAUGCGAUCUUUUCCCGCGCACUGCUGCUUGUAAGUGUUAUUUUUUCGAUAAUUUGGGGCAAUUAAGCCCUAAUCGACUUGGAGACGCUUCCGAUAAUAGAUUUGAUGAUGUUCUUCGUCGAAGAUUUCUCAGACAAGUUCGACUGAGAGAAAGAAGGAAAACAACUGGAUCAUCUCAAAAACGGCGUGCUUUCGGCUUUAGCGAUGAAGAUCAAGCUGGACAGCUUAGGGCUUCUGUUGAUUUUCUUGUUGAGCUUUGCAGUUCUAAUUCUCCAGUUCAAGAAUCUAAAUUCAAAAAUUGGUCUCACCAAGCUGUGGAUUUUAUUUUAGCGGCACUGAAGAAUCUGUUAUCCAUGGGAGAGAACUUGGAAUCUAUUGAAGGAGUUGUUAGCAGAUUAAUUACGUGUUUGGUUAGCCAGAUGUCUUCUCCAUCAAGAGGAGAUGAGGCAGAUAUAACUGACACAAAUUCCCAGCUUUACAUCCAGCAUUUGCUUCGGAAGCUUGGGUGUGAAUCAUACAUUGGACAACGUGUAAUACUUUCAGUUUCUCAAAGAAUAUCUGUACUGGCAGAAAGUCUACUCUUCUCGGACCCAUUUGAUAAAGCUUUUGCUGCUAUGAAUGAGUGCAUGUUCGUAAUGGUCCAGCUUAUUGAGUUUUUGGUAUCAGACUACUUGUUAACCUGGUCAACAAAUGAAGGCUUUGAAAACGUUGUAUUUGAAGAGUGGGUUACAUCACUUCUCCAAGCACAGAAAUCUGUUGAAGCUUUAGAAAGCAGAAAUGGUCUUUAUGUGCUAUACAUGGACAGAGUGAUAGGAGAAUUGACCAAACUUGUGGGCCAGGAUUCGGCACUGCAGAAAUUGAAUCCAGGUAUAUUUGAUACCCUUCUCCAUUAGUUUUAUAUCUGCAACUGCAAAAUCAUUUAGAUUCAGCCUUGGGAGUCGCAUACCUUAAAAAAUGAAAAGCAAUUCUUGGGAUAGCAAUGUGUAACCCGUGCUUAAAAUAGAGGACAAGUUUAAAGUAGUUUAAAGCAAUGUGUAAACGAAUGCUCUUUUUUAUCUGAAAACUGAAAAAUUGGUGUUG
Messenger RNA from Hibiscus syriacus, 1363 nucleotides. RefSeq names its product protein MULTIPOLAR SPINDLE 1. Gene Ontology annotation, biological process: meiotic spindle organization; meiotic DNA double-strand break formation. The record is from RefSeq and is a predicted model, not a curated record. The coding region runs from base 55 to 1176 and encodes 373 amino acids. NCBI's taxonomy places the organism in Eukaryota, Viridiplantae, Streptophyta, Magnoliopsida, Malvales, Malvaceae. The transcript is spliced from 10 exons.